CAGGUGCAUAGCCUACAGCUCAGUUCAGUAGGCGAGCCAACGAAGAACUGCGAGAACAGAACCACCCACAGAAGAUUUAUAGAGAUGGCGAAGGCAGACCAGCGCUUUGGGCAGAGAGAUGGCUCCGACCAGAACUUUGACUACAUGUUCAAGCUCCUCAUCAUUGGAAACAGCAGCGUGGGAAAAACCAGCUUUCUGUUCCGCUACGCAGACGACUCGUUCAGCAACUCUUUCGUCAGCACAGUGGGCAUCGACUUCAAAGUCAAGACUGUCUACAGGAAUGACAAGAGGGUUAAGCUCCAGAUAUGGGAUACAGCAGGACAGGAGAGGUACAGGACUAUCACCACCGCUUACUACAGAGGAGCUAUGGGCUUCAUCCUCAUGUACGACAUCUGCAAUGAAGAGUCCUUCAACGCUGUGCAGGACUGGGCUACCCAGAUAAAAACCUAUUCGUGGGAUAACGCUCAGGUCAUCAUGGUGGGCAACAAGUGUGAUGUGGGCGAGGAGAGGGUGGUGCCCACAGAGAAGGGGAAGCACUUGGCUGACCAAUUAGGGUUCGAGUACUACGAGGCCAGCGCCAAGGAGAACAUUAAUGUCCGCCAGGUGUUUGAGCGGCUGGUCGACAUCAUCUGCGUCAAGAUGUCCGAGCGAGUGGACGUGGAGCCGCCCAUGGUCCCCGGUGUCAAGACUACCAGACUCACCGACAAGCCCCCCCAGUUACCUCAGAAGUGCACCUGUGCCUGACUCACACUUAUAGGGCUGAGCCAAGCCAUGCCGAGCCAAGCCAUGCCGAGCCGUACUUGGCUGGCCUGGUUACGCUUCUACCAUAGUUGCUGGAACCAUGCUGGAAAAUACCAUUUGAAUAGAAACUAUCCGAGCCAGCACCGUGCGGUUGGGAUUGGCCCUAUAGUAUGAGUGAGCUACUACUGAUUUGGCCCUCAGUUCUCCACUACGAUACUUGCCAUUCAAAUCAAAAUCAAACCAAAUUUAUUUAUAUAGCCCUUUGUACAUCAGCUGAUAUCUCAAAGUGCUGUACAGAAACCCAGCCUAAAACCCCAAACAGCAAGCAAUGCAGGUGUUGAAGCACGUUGGCUAGGAAAAACUCCCUAGAAAGGCCAAAACCUAGGAAGAAACCUAGAGAGGAACCAGGCUAUGAGGGGUGGCCAGUCCUUUUCUUGCUGUGCCGGGUGGAGAUUAUAACAGCACAUGGCCAAGAUGUUCAAAUGUUCAUAAAUUACCAGCAUGGUCAAAUAAUAAUAAUCUCAGUAGUUGUCGAGGGUGCAGCAAGUCAGCACCUCAGGAGUAAAUGUCAGUUGGCCUUUCAUAGCCGAUCAUUACGAGUAUCUCUACCACUCCUGCUGUCUCUAGAGUUGAAAACAGCAGGUCUGGGACAGGUAGCAUUCCACUACUGUUCUUUCCCAACUCCCUGUAAAGCUAUUACAAGUUCCACAAACUUCUUUCCAAAAAGGUAGCCAACUAUACAAUGUAAUUUAUCAAGCUACCAAUAACCACUACUACUACCACUAUCACCAAAAACUACUACCAUCAAUAACUACUACUACCACUACCACCACUACUACUACUAUUUACAUAUGUUUCCCCCCUGUAGCCUUGACCUCCAGCUGGUUCAGAGGUCAGGGAACACUAAGCAGGGUAUAAAGGUAAGCACAGCAUUGCCUCUAUCCUCCAAAAAGUGGCUUCACCACCGCACAAAGAAUCACAAGACCACAUCAGUUCGCAUUACAAGUUUACACGGGUUAGGAGACGAGCCUCGAUAGCUGCAUAGUCUUCAAGUUCAGAAUAAUUUGGUUUAGUGCUCUUGUUGACCGUCCUUUACAAGCACUAAAGCGAAGACAAACUAACCACUGGAUACAGACCUCAGUUCAAUCUAGUUUUGAUUUACAUUUGGUUGAGUUGUCAACUAACGUGAAAUCAACAAAUUCACCAUGACAUUGGAUUUAUAUUCAAAGUUGGAUAAAAAAUAGAUAUAAAUGCCCUUAUGUUGAUGACUUUUUGCAUCAAAUCAGUUUUCCACAUUGAUUCAACAUCAUCACAUAUAUUUUUGGGGUUGAAAUGAUGUAGAAACAACAUUGAUUCAACAUCAUCACAUAUAUUUUUGGGGUUGAAAUGAUGUAGAAACAACAUUGAUUCAACAUCAUCACAUAUAUUUUUGGGGUUGAAAUGAUGUAGAAACAACAUUGAUUCAACAUCAUCACAUAUAUUUUUGGGGUUGAAAUGAUGUAGAAACAACAUUGAUUCAACAUCAUCACAUAUAUUUUUGGGGUUGAAAUGAUGUAGAAACAACAUUGAUUCAACAUCAUCACAUAUAUUUUUGGGGUUGAAAUGAUGUAGAAACAACAUUGAUUCAACCAGUUUUUGCCCAGUGGGUAACAAUCUUCCCUGUAGAUUUUUGAGUCCCUUAACAAUAUGCAGUGCAACUGUCUCUUGGAGAGGUAAUAACAAUGGUACACUGUUGAAAUGGCAAGAUGUCCAAUACGUCUUUUACCACCAACACUAAGCCAAUGCCAUGUACAGGGAGUUCUGACAUUCUGAGGGACUAUAUAGAAUAUAGAUGUUCAUUGGAGAGCACACUCUUUAUCCUUCAGCUAAUAUCAUCUCCUAGCCGUUAUGUAAGCCAUGUUUAUGUACAGUGUUUAUUUCAUGAAAAUGUGUGUGUUUUAGAGAGCAAAGCAGUCUAUUGUUGUGUAUGGCACAUAACUGAGUGUUCAGUUGUAACGGUUUCAUUUGUGUAUCAUGUAACUUGGGCUGAGGUACAUGUCAACAUCAAAAUACAUUGUGAAAUGGAAGAGACAGAAAAUUAUAUUUUAAAAUGUUCUGCUUAAAAAAAGAACAAUGGCAAAAUCUUAAACAUAUUCUGCAAAAUCUUUGUAUCGCAAAGUAGCACGUUUUUAAGUGUAGCUUCCCACCAUGUGUAUUUUCAGUUUUAUAUUUAAAUGUCUUAAUAUAAAGAUUUAAUAUGUGAAUUUGUAAAUCAUAGUUCAAAUCUAUAAUGGUGUUUGCUGAAUUUAUUUUGAUGCUGUAUUAUGGGAAGAAAUAUAGACCAUUAAUGUCAACUUGUUGUUACAGUGAACUCCUAGACAAAGUGGGAGAAAAGCACAAAGUGAUUGUACAACAUUUUGUGGAUGUUUGUAUAUUAUAGAUGCAAUUUAGUAUAUUAAAAAGCACAACUCUACUUUAA
Molecule: messenger RNA, 3199 nt
Organism: Oncorhynchus nerka (sockeye salmon)
Lineage: Eukaryota; Metazoa; Chordata; Actinopteri; Salmoniformes; Salmonidae
Product: ras-related protein Rab-3B-like
Exons: 5
Coding region: 85-744 (219 amino acids)
Biological process (GO): regulation of exocytosis; protein secretion; protein localization to plasma membrane
Cellular component (GO): synaptic vesicle; endosome; plasma membrane
Molecular function (GO): myosin V binding; GTP binding; GTPase activity
Source: RefSeq, a predicted model, not a curated record